AUGUGUGACUAUUUCGAUUGGGAUGAUGAUGAUAAAAAACUAAUGAUAUCACUUCGUUAUUGCUCACAUGAAACAUGUGUAGCACUCACUCAACCAACUUAUUGGCAAGAAUUAACACUAGGUACAUCAAUUUCAAUAUCAGCAAAGGGAAUUUUUGUUCCCAAGGAAUUGGAAGAAAUAAUUGCUGAUGAUGAUCCUUGGAGACUUCAACUUAUUAUUCAGAGAGAACAUGAAAAAGACAAAAAAAAAUUAGAAGAUCGAGAUCGUUCGAAACAAUUGAGUGAAAAGUUCGAUGUAGAAGGCAUUCCAACACUGGUUGUUCUAUCAGCUGAUGGAAAAAUCUUAACUGGAGAUGGCUGCGAUGAUGUUCUUAGCAAAGGAGCUGAAGCUAUUCGACUCUGGUCAACAGAUGAUCAAAAAACUACUACAUCCCCAAAAGAAUAUGUAUGGCCUGGAGUUUCUUGCAAAGGAUGUCAAGUGAAUCCAAUUAUGGGACAACGAUACAAGUGUUCUACUUGUGAUGGCUACAAUUUAUGCUCUGCAUGCCAGAAGAAUGGGCAUGAGCAUGAACUUACACUUGUGCCACAGACAUUAACGACGAUUGAAACACUUGUUCGCAAAGAAAUAAAUGCAAACCCUUAA
This is a messenger RNA of Rotaria sp. Silwood2, 642 nucleotides long. The record is from the annotation of a GenBank genome assembly. NCBI's taxonomy places the organism in Eukaryota, Metazoa, Rotifera, Eurotatoria, Philodinida, Philodinidae.